Molecule: messenger RNA, 534 nt
Organism: Drosophila ficusphila
Lineage: Eukaryota; Metazoa; Arthropoda; Insecta; Diptera; Drosophilidae
Exons: 2
Coding region: 43-324 (93 amino acids)
Source: RefSeq, a predicted model, not a curated record
CAGAAGUCUAACUUCGAAGUUAACACAACAAUCCCAAGCAAAAUGAUGAAAUUCUUCGCUGUCGUCCUUUGCGCUCUGUUCGCCGCCGCUGCUGCCAGUCCCGGUUUGUUGGCCUACAACGCUCCUUUGGCUUACUCCACCCCGCUGGCCUACAGCUCCCUCCCUGCUGCCGCCCCCCUCACCUACACCGCCGCCUACACCUCUGCCUACGCCCCCUACGUGGCUCCCUACGCCAGCAGCUUCUCUGCCCACAGUGUGGCCCACAGCGCCGCCAUCCCCGCCGUUUAUGCCGCCGCCCCCGUGGCCACCAUCCUGAAGAAGUGAGAGGUCCUGGCGGCACAAGGGAUCCUGCCAGCGAUGCUGCACGUGUCUCCCAGCCGAAGAUAGCAGAUACAGGCUAGAGAUACAGAUACAGAUACAGAAGCAAGCGCAGAUGGAGAUACACGCUCGCAGGCAAACACAAAUAAAAACGCAUUGCAUCAGGCCCACGCACUGACUAACUCAGAAGAGAAAAGGAAAACGAGUUUUAUUCUU